CAUUUUCUCUGACACCACAACACUAUGUGUCCACCCCUCAGCCACCCUCCACCACCUUAAAUUCCACCCAACACCACCAUCACUCCAUGCACCCAUCGUUACCCAACAUGGCUAAACUCUUUGUUUCUCUAAGCUUCCUCCUGCUCAUCCAUGGCUGCCUUGCUUACCAACCAUUUUUCCAACAGCAAAACCAGUGCCAGAUUCAAAGAAUCAAUGCUCUUGAACCCAUUACACGAGUUCAAUCUGAAGCUGGUGUCACUGAGGUCUUUGAUUCCAAUGAACAGCAGUUCCAGUGUGCAGGUGUUGAGGUCAUCCGCCACAGGAUUCAACCGCGAGGACUUCUCUUGCCAUCGUACACCAACACCCCUAUCCUCUUCUUUGUUGAACUAGGAAGUGGUAUUCAAGGGGUGAUGUUGCCUGGUUGCCCGGAGACAUAUGAAGUAUCGACCGAACAAUUUGAAGGGCGUAAAGGCGGAAGCGCGUUUACGGAUCGCCACCAGAAGAUCCACCAGUUCUGGCAAGGAGAUGUGGUGGCCAUCCCUACAGGAGCUGCACACUGGCUUUACAACAAUGGACAAGAUGAGCUUGUUAUCAUUGCUUUACUUGACAGCACAAACUAUGCUAAUCAACUUGAUCCAAGCUACAAGAGAUUCUUCCUAGCCGGAAACUCACAAGGAGAACAAGUGCAACAAAUAGAACAACCAAGAUCAUGGGAAAAUCUACAACAAGACCGAUUACUUAAAAAGGGCUCCGACAACAUUUUCAAGGGGUUCACAACCGAAACUAUUGCCGAGUCGUUUAAUGUAGAUCACGAGACCGCAGAGUUGCUUCGCGGUGAAAGUGACCAGAGGGGACACAUUGUCUUCGUGGAAAAAGGCCUUCAAGUUAUCCAGCCACCAAUGCGCCAUGAAGAACAAGAAUACCGUGGUGGUCCUCGAGCCAAUGGUGUAGAAGAAACCAUUUGCUCGAUGAAACUCCGGGUGAACAUCGACGAUCCUUCGGAAGCCGACCUUUACAACCCGCAAGCCGGCCGUUGCACACGUCUCAACAGCUUCAAGUUCCCCAUUCUUCAGUAUUUGCAACUCAGCGCCGAAAGAGGUGUUCUCCACAGGAAUGCCAUAGUGUCACCACACUGGAUAAUGAAUGCCCACAACAUAAUCUACGUGACAGACGGAUACAUGAGGAUUCAGAUAGUGAAUGACCAGGGUCAAGAGGUGUUCAACGACGUUCUCCAAGAACAACAACUCGUGGUGGUGCCACAGAAUUUCGCAGUGGCGAAACAAGCUGGCGAACAAGGGUCUAAGUGGAUUUCCUUCAGGACCAACGACAACGCGAUAAUGAACACCUUGGCCGGAAGGACCUCUGUCAUGAGAGCAUUGCCUGUGGAUGUCCUAGCGAAUGCAUACCAGUUGUCGAGCGAAGAUGCACAGAAACUCAAGUACAACAGACAGGAGUCUGUGUUGUUCAUGCCCGGAGGUAGUUACACCGGUUCCCGUGGUGGGAUGUAGGAAGCUUAAGGUCGUAGUUAGGUGGUCGAGAUUUUGUUAAGAAUAAAGGUGUGGUAGUUUAAGGUUUUAACGGGUCUUUGUUUUGUAUGACUUUAUUUUGUCGACUACUAAUUACUAGACUUUUUUUUUCUCGUGUCA
Molecule: messenger RNA, 1646 nt
Organism: Helianthus annuus (common sunflower)
Lineage: Eukaryota; Viridiplantae; Streptophyta; Magnoliopsida; Asterales; Asteraceae
Product: 11S globulin seed storage protein G3-like
Exons: 4
Coding region: 87-1508 (473 amino acids)
Molecular function (GO): nutrient reservoir activity
Source: RefSeq, a predicted model, not a curated record